AUGUUCUGGAACAACAAAAUCGGACGCAACGCGGUGCCCGUCGAGGACGUUCUCGUCGACAAAGACUUCUUUAUGCACUGCUGGCAGCACUCCGGAGGCUUCCAAGGCCGCAGUCUGCCUCGAAAGCACUGCGAGGAUUGGGUCUCGCCCAUCGGCGGCGACGAGCUGCCCCGAAAGAAAGUGAACGACGACUACGAAGACCCGCCGCAGCCCGUUCGAAAGCGCGGGCGACCGCGUCGCACGGCGGAAUCCAACGAGGACGCGAAGAACCAGGGGCUGGAGCGGAUGCGGAAGCGUCGAGAGCGGAGAAAGCAGCGCGCGAAGCAGAAGCUGAGCAGCCUGCGGCGCAAGCCGAACAGCACGACGGAGUUCACCAUCACGCGGAAGCCGCGAUCGCAGUCCGACCGGUUCCAGCAAGCGAUUCUGCUGUGGCUGAAGGACAGCCACUGCGGGCGACUGCUGCUGGAGAACGACGAGAACGUGCUGCUGAAGAUCCAGGCGCUGAUCGACGAGAAGAAGCUGCCGAUCUACGGGAACUGGAAGGGCUACUCGGUGGCGAACGGGACGAUCCAGGCGUUCUUCCGACACUACCGUCGCCGGAGCUACUACCAGCCGCAGCAGCUGCUCUUCAACAUCCGAGAGAUCUAUUUGUCGCUGCUGAGCUACUGCUAUCCGAGCGUGGACGCGGAGAAGCAGGCCAUCGCGAAGCUGGUGAUGAAGGACGCGCUGGAACUGACCGAUCUGACGAGCCAACUGCUGGACCCGGAUCGGUUCCGAAUCACGAAGGAAAGUCCGGAGAAGGUGUACUGCGUGUGUCGCACGUUGGAGUGGGAGAACACGGAGUUUCUCGUGCAGUGCGAUGGGUGCGGGAUGUGGUUCCACUCGGACUGUUUGGGGUACGCGGAGUGCAAGUAUCUCGGGUUUUUAACGAUGUAUGGGGGCCGGUUUGUGGAUGUGAACGACGAGGCCGCGCAGUUCUACUGUCCGAAUUGCUGCGUGGGCGACACGAUGAAUAAAAUGACGAUUCUGACGGAGGAGGAAGUGAUCGCGCGAGGCGGACAAUUGAAUCCGGGGUAUGUGGAUCCGGAUGCGGUUCCGGCCAAUCAGGACGAGGCGCAGAGCGUGCAGAGCAGCGUGCAGACCAAUCUGGAGAGCAGUCUACAGCCGAGUGGGGAGGAGAAGGGAGGAGCGAUGCAGGAAGGCGCGAACGACACAGAUCCGUUUGUGGAAAAACGAAUCAAAAUAGAAUAG
Messenger RNA from Blastocystis hominis, 1251 nucleotides. RefSeq lists its product as hypothetical. The record is from RefSeq and is a predicted model, not a curated record. NCBI's taxonomy places the organism in Eukaryota, Bigyra, Opalinata, Blastocystidae. The transcript has a single exon. Bases 1 to 1251 code for a protein of 416 amino acids.